Molecule: messenger RNA, 4228 nt
Organism: Medicago truncatula (barrel medic)
Lineage: Eukaryota; Viridiplantae; Streptophyta; Magnoliopsida; Fabales; Fabaceae
Product: RRP12-like protein
Exons: 18
Coding region: 131-4015 (1294 amino acids)
Source: RefSeq, a predicted model, not a curated record
GGUAUUUUACUAUUUUUCUUUAGCAAUCCUAACUUUGAAAGAAUUCUCCCUCGCUCAGCAUAGCGACAGCUUAAACCCUUGCCGCCGUGGAAGCUAGCCAGGGUUUACCGUUUGAUUUCUAUCUCCGAUCAUGGAAGGAAUCGAGAUGGAGGAAUCAACAUUCAACAACGAAUCCAACGAUGAUAUAUGCAAUUCAAUUCUCUCUCGUUUCUCAAACUCCACCGCUGUAAACCACCAACACCUCUGUGCCGUCAUCGGCGCAAUGUCACAGGAACUCAAAGAUCACAACCUCUCUUCUUCACCUGUCGCAUACUUCUGUGCCACAUGCUCCUCCCUGGACCGCACUGCAUCGGAACCUAAUCCACCUAUCCACCUCAUGGACGCACUUUUAACAUUUCUCUCGAUUGUUAUGUUUAAAGUUCCCGUUGCUGUGUUGAAGGAGAAGCGAGAGUUUCUAUCGGAGCUUGUUACAAAAGUUGUUAUGUUGCCGUCCAGUUCAGAGAGCGCUGUUGUUCAUGGAUUGAAGUGUGUUUCACAUUUGUUGAUUCAUAGGGAUAGUGUUCAUUGGUCUGAUGUAUCAACAUUGUUCAAUUUCUUGUUAGGUUUUCUUACUGAUUCGAGACUGAAGGUAAGAAGGCAAUCUCAUUUGUGUCUCCGCAAUGUCUUGAUAAAUUUUCAAAAUUCUUCGCUAUUAGCAUCUGCAAGUGAAGGGGUCAAAAACCUACUUGAAAGUUUUCUACUGCUGGCCGGUGGAGCAAAUGCAAAUGAUGAUGAUGGAACUAAGGGAGCAAAUGCAAAUGAUGGUGAUGGAACUAAGGGAGCCCAACUAGUUUUGUAUAUUCUUGAUGCCUUGAAAGAAUGCCUUCCUUUCUUGUCUCUAAAAUACAAGACCAACAUUCUUAACCACUUCAAAACUCUUUUAAAUAUGGGUCAACCCCUAGUCACAAGGCGCAUAAUGGAUGGUUUAAAUUUUCUCAGUCUUAACCCAACAUCGGAAGUUUCCCCUGAAGCACUACUUGAGGUGUUAUGCACAUUAUCAUCUCUUUCUGCCUCAUCAACUGAGAUCUCUGGAGAUGGUAUGACAUUUAUUGCUCGCUUGCUUGAUGCUGGAAUGAAGAGAGUUUUUUCCCUAAACAGGCAAAUGUGUGUAGUUAAGCUUCCUAGUGUCUUUAAUGACCUCAAAGAUAUUUUGGCAUCUGAACAUGAAGAGGCCAUACUUGCAGCCACAGAGGCACUCAAGAGCAUGAUCAACUGUUGCAUUGAUGAAAGUUUGAUUAAACAGGGAGUGGAUCAGAUAACUCUGGAUGAAUCAAGGAUGUCAGGACCAACCAUUAUCGAGAAAAUAUGUGUAACUGUUGAGAGCCUACUUGAUUAUCACUACGCUGCUGCCUGGGACAGAGUAUUUGAAGUUGUUUCCUCUAUGUUUCACAAAUUAGGAAGUAACUCUCCUUACUUUAUGAGAGGUAUACUCAAAAACAUGGAAGAUAUGCAGCAGCUGCCUGAUGAAAAUUUUCCCUUUAGGAAACAGCUUCAUGCAUGCCUUGGGUCAGCUCUUGUUGCAAUGGGACCCGAAACUUUUUUGUCCCUUAUAACAUUAAAUUUGGAAGCUGAAGAUUUAUCUGUCUCAAAUAAAUGGCUUUUUCCAAUUCUAAAACAGUAUAUUGUUGGUGCACGUCUAAAAUAUUUUACAGAGGAAAUUUUGCCUAUGAUUGAACGUGCAAGGGAGAAGGCUCAAAAGCUUGAGAAGCAAGAACUGAUGAAAGCAGACACACUUGUUUACUCUUUGUGGUCUUUGCUGCCUUCAUUUUGUAACUAUCCUUCAGACACAGCUAAAAGUUUCAAGGAUCUAGAAAAACAUUUACGUAGUAAACUAAAAGAAGAACCUAAUAUUCGUGGAAUAAUAUGCACUAGUUUGCAGCUUCUGAUUAGACAAAACAAGAACAUUAAGGAUUCAAAUGAUAAGGAUGAUAGUAGGCAAGAUAUGGACAAACAACAAGUCUUGUAUAAUUACUCGCAACAGGUUGCAACAAAAAAUUUGAGGGCACUGGAGAUAUCUGCCAAUAAUUUGUUGAAAGAUCUGUCAGACGCGUUCCUGAAAUCUACAAAAGAUGACGGUGGUUGUUUGCAGGGUACAAUUGGUGAUAUUGCUUCUAUAGCAGAAAAAAAAGUUGUACAGAACUUAUUUAAGAAGAAAAUGUCGGAUCUCUUAAAAUGCACUCAAAAUGCCAACAAAGUAGACGAUUCAGAAAGCUCUAUGCAGAUUGAUACAUCAAAUGAUGUGUCUCAAUCAGUUCUCAGGGCGCGGCUUCUUGAUUUCGCAGCUUCAUUAUUGCCUGGAUUAGAUGCGAAAGAUAUUGAUUUAUUAUUUCAAGUAAUAAAGCCAGCAUUGCAGGAUGUUGGUGUCAUGCAGAAGAAGGCAUACAAAGUUCUUUUGAUCAUGCUCAAGAGCUCGGACAGUUUUGUUUCAUUGAAGCUUGAAGUUCUGCUUGGGCUUAUGGUUGAAAUUCUUCCUUGCCAUUCUUCUGCCAAACGCCAUAGACUUGAUUGCCUUUACUUCUUGAUAGUCCAUGUCUUGAAGUCAGAGGCAUUCAAAGACGAGUUCUUUUACUUAUUAAAAUCAAAGGAUGAGUCAAUGGCGAUGGCCUGGCCAGAAGUUUUCGUCACUGAGAUAAUACUGGCUCUUAAGGAGGCUAAUAAGAAAACCAGGAACAGGGCUUAUGAAAUUCUGGUCGAAAUUGCCCAUGCACUCGGAGACGAGGAGAGAGGUGGGGACAGAAAUAACCUCUAUCAAUUUUUUAUCACGGUUGCUCGCGGCCUUGUUGGGAAAACUCCACAUAUGAUAAGUGCAACAAUCAAAGGUUUAGCUCGCUUGGCUUAUGAGUUCUCUGAUCUUGUUUUAACUGCUUUUGAUUUGCUUCCAUCCACAUAUGUCCUGCUGGAAAAAAAGAAUAGAGAGAUUACCAAGGCCAAUCUUGGUUUAUUAAAGGUUUUAGUAGCCAAAUCACAAGCAGAAGGAUUGCAAAAGCAUCUGAGGAGCGUGGUUGAGUGUUUGUUUAAGUGGCAAGAUGAUGCCAAAAAUCAUUUUAAAGCAAAGGUCAAACUUCUUUUGGGAAUGCUUAUCACGAAGUGUGGAUUGGAUGCCGUUAAAGCUGUUCUGCCUGAAGACCAUAUGAAACUUCUGUCUAACAUACACAAGAUCAAGGAACGGAAAGAGAGGAACCGAGGUGCUAAAUCUGAAGAAAGUAGGUCUCAUGUUUCAAAAGCAACUACAUCCAGGCAAAGUAGAAGGAACCAUAUGGAUAUUUUUUCAGAUUUUGAUGGAGACAGUGCCGGUAGUGAUACAGAAUACCUGAACGGCAAGGCAAUUUUUAGAGGGGGCAAAUCUUCCACGCAUCUCAAAUCAGCAGCAUCUUCAUUUGGGUCCAAGAUGAUACUAAAAAACAAUAUUCCUGAGCACUUGUCUGACGAAUCAGAUGACGAGCCACUUGAUUUGCUUGAUCGGCAGAAAGUAAGGUCUGCUCUUAGAUCUGAGAAUCUCAAAAGGAAGUCAAGGUCAGACGAUGAUGAGAUGGAGGUAGAUUCUGAAGGACGUUUGAUUAUCCGUGAGGAAGAAGGGGAACAAACGAAGAAAAAACCAGCCGAUUCAGAAUAUGAUGCUAGGAGUGAGCCUGAUAGUCAUUUGUCUGCAAGGUUUGGAACUAAAGCCCAGAAGCGGAGAAGAACAGCAGAGCCUGGUAAGGCUGGUAGGGCUUACACUGGGAAGGAAUAUGCUAGCAGAAAAGCUGGUGGAGAUAUUAAGAGGAAGGAUAAGCUUGAACCUUAUGCUUAUUGGCCACUUGAUCGGAAAAUGAUGAGUCGUCGGCCACAGCAACGGGCUGCGGCAAAAAAAGGUAUGGCAACUGUGGUAAAUAUGACAAAAAGGCUUGAAGGCAAGAGUGCCUCUGGCAUGCUUUCUAUGAAGAGUAUGAAACAAAAAAAAACUCAAAAGAAAGGCAGCAGGCAAAAGAAAAUGUAGCAGAUUGAUAGAGCCAUGGUUUGCUGUAACUUAGUGUAUUUAUACACGACCACUUGUGUUAAUUUUUUUAAUCAAGUGAUGUCGUAUAUUAUUUGCCCCGGCUUUCUUUCUUUUCUUUUAAGCAAAAAGGAUUAUAACAUUUCAUUACUUUUUUGUUGAAAGAAACAUUUCAUUACUUAAAAUAUAUUCAAUACAAUAUGAUCUAUCCGCCGA